AUGCAGGAAGAAGCCCCGAGUACCACAAUCCCGGCCUCCCGGCCGAAACGAUGUUUCUCUAUUGUCAUGACUUGGGAAAACUCUCAUGGCCGAGCCGCUACAGACUCGAUGAGCCCAGAUUGGGUUUCUUCCUCAAUUGGCCUGGCUCCGGCAAUUCUUCCUUUUGGACCGAUGGAAGAUGGAAGAUGGAAGAACAAUGGACAGAGAUGUGAACGGCCCAGCCUUCUGCAGCCGACGUCUCAUCUCUGGUUCCUGCUGGUCAAGCAAAACCGUUUUCUCACUCACAUCCUGUGGCCUCGCGAGCGAUGCGUGCGUGCGUGCAAGUGUGCGUGCGCUCUCCCCUCCCCCUUGGCCGCCUGGGCCACGGAACCGGGGCGGCCGAUCCAAGCAGGGCAACCUGACCUGACAUGGCGUGGCAAAAGCGGCCAGAGGCCGCUUAGAGUCCCUGUAACCGUAGCCCUUUUCUUCGUUCUUUCGUGA
Colletotrichum tamarilloi is the source of this 480-nucleotide messenger RNA. RefSeq lists its product as uncharacterized. NCBI's taxonomy places the organism in Eukaryota, Fungi, Ascomycota, Sordariomycetes, Glomerellales, Glomerellaceae. The transcript has 2 exons. The coding region runs from base 1 to 480 and encodes 159 amino acids. The record is from RefSeq and is a predicted model, not a curated record.